UGCGCGCGACCCAGGCCAUGGAAUUCGACGGAAUAUACUCAGUCCGUCGGUGUUGGAGCGCCACGGGCUCCCCAUAUACCAUGAAUUUGAGGGCACGUUUUGUCGCGAAAGGGUCCCAACUGAGAAAUCCACGGUGCUUUGACAGAGACGAGAGAAUUACAGACCUUGUCCGCCGGAAGAUUCAACAAACAGGAGGCCAGCGCAGAUGGAGUUCUGCAUAAAAGCGCUCUACCCGACUGGAGUCGAGGCUCACCGCACACCGUGGGAGCGACGGGAUGCACAGGCCGAGAAAGCCAAGGC
Molecule: messenger RNA, 300 nt
Organism: Mycena citricolor
Lineage: Eukaryota; Fungi; Basidiomycota; Agaricomycetes; Agaricales; Mycenaceae
Source: the annotation of a GenBank genome assembly